Molecule: messenger RNA, 1558 nt
Organism: Daphnia magna
Lineage: Eukaryota; Metazoa; Arthropoda; Branchiopoda; Diplostraca; Daphniidae
Gene: carmine
Product: AP-3 complex subunit mu-1
Exons: 10
Coding region: 88-1308 (406 amino acids)
Biological process (GO): intracellular protein transport; endocytosis
Cellular component (GO): clathrin adaptor complex; cytoplasmic vesicle
Source: RefSeq, a predicted model, not a curated record
CUAUUACUCUGAUUCCACCAUCGUUUUCCAAUUUCCACGAUAACGGUCGGACACUCUCGAAAGACCAACUCAAUAACUCGUGCAAAUAUGAUUCAUUCUCUUUUUGUAAUUAAUCAUUCCGGUGAUGUUUUUAUGGAAAAACAUUGGCGAAGUAUUAUUCCGCGAACAGUUAUGGAUUACUUCUUUGAAGCUCAAAGACAAGUGGUCAAGGAUAACAAAGGUCAUGAAGAUGUACCAUGUGUAAUAGCAACACCACAUCAUUACCUCAUCAGCAUUUAUCACAAUAGUUUAUACUUUGUGGCUGUUUGCAUGUCUGAAGUCCCACCUCUUUUUGUAAUUGAAUUUCUACAUACUGUUGUUGACAUCCUGGAAAAGUAUUUUUCAGAAUGUAACGAGACAAACAUUAAGGAGCAUUAUGUAGUUGUGUAUGAGUUACUGGAUGAAGUUCUUGAUAAUGGAUAUCCAUUAGCAACUGAACCAAAUAUACUCCAGGAACUUAUUAAACCUCCAAAUAUAAUAGGAAAUUUGAUUAACACUGUUACUGGGAAAUCAAAUGUAAGUUCUGUGCUACCUUCUGGACAACUGUCAAACGUUCCGUGGAGAAGAGCGGAUGUGAAGUACACUAAUAAUGAAGCUUACUUUGAUAUUGUUGAAGAAGUUGAUGCCAUAAUUGAUAAAACAGGCUCAACUGUAUUUGCUGAGAUAGCAGGCAAGAUCGAGUGCUGCGUUCGUCUAAGUGGAACUCCAGAUUUAACUCUGAGUUUUAUUAACCCUCGUCUUAUGGAUGACGUAAGCCUCCACCCAUGCGUGCGUCUUAAAAGAUGGGAAAAUGAACGAAUUUUAUCCUUUGUUCCACCGGAUGGAAGUUUUUGUUUAAUGACCUACCAUGUUGGCUGUCAAAGUGCCGUUGCUAUUCCUAUUUACAUACGACACAAUUUUUUUUUGCCUAAGGAAAAUAGCCAGUCACAAACCGGAAAGAUCGAAAUCACUGUUGGGCCACGUCAAACUAUGGGACGAGUGGUAGAAAAUUUACAAUUGAGCAUUCCAAUGCCAAAAUUCGUACUCAACUGUACGGUUUCCGUCAAUCAAGGCCGUGCAACAUUUGAUCCCGUUACCAAAAUUUUAUUUUGGGAUGUAGGGAAAAUUGACCCUACUAAGCUACCUAAUAUGAGAGGACAAAUUCAUAUUCAGAGUGGUGCAGUCGUAUUGCAAUCAACACCAUCGGUUAAUUUGGCGGGAUUAUGCUUCCUUCAUGUAAACAGUUACUGGCUAAAGAAAAUAAGAUUUACACAAAACCACUUAAGUUGACUUAAUGUUAAAGCUGUGCCAAGUUUAAUUAUUUACUAUAGAAGUGGAUGUCGAAGUAAGGUUUUUAAACUAUAUUCAGAUAUAUUUUGUUUUUAAAGAGCUCAAGUACUCUAAUAAAAAAUUAAUUUUUAAUUUGUGACAUCUUUCGUUUUUCGACAGGUACAAUUUACUUUAAGCCAAACGGCCAUUUCGGGCCUUAAAGUCCAUCGCUUGGACAUGUUUGGAGAAAACUACAAGCCAUUUAAGGGAG